Messenger RNA from Paramecium pentaurelia, 453 nucleotides. NCBI's taxonomy places the organism in Eukaryota, Ciliophora, Oligohymenophorea, Peniculida, Parameciidae. The record is from the annotation of a GenBank genome assembly.
AUGAAGGACAGAGUGAAGAAUUUUAUUAAGGAUUUAUAAAUUAAUAUAAAUAAUAAUUUGGGGGAACUGAUGAUAUAAUAUAUAUUGAUAGGAAUAAGAACAUAAUUAAGAAUUUUGAAGUUGAUAUUUCAAAAUCUCAAAAAUUCAAUUUAGAAUUAUGAUUAAAUAAAGGAAAAAAAGUGUUAAUUUAUUAAGGAUCUAGAGACAUCAUUUGUAACACUCCAUCUGUGAAUUAUAUAAUAUAUAUUUGAAUGGAAAAAAUAGCCUAAAAAGAUAUUUACAUCUAAACGCGAAGGAUAUGAAUAGAAUGAAACAGCAGAAACAAUAAGUUAUUAUAAAAACUUUUAUUUUGCUAUAUUAUACAAUGCUGGGCACUUUGUUCAUAAUGAUUUACCAAUAGCUACUUUAAAAAUGGUAACCCAUUUCCUAAACGAUGAUUAAAAUUUGAAUUGA